AUGGCGGUGGAGUCAGCUAUGCAACCGAGCAAGGUGCGGUGGGGGGAGCUGGAAGAAGACGACGGGGAGGAUCUGGACUUCUUGCUGCCGCCGAAACAGGUUAUUGGACCUGACGAGAACGGGAUAAAGAAAGUGGUGGAGUACAAGUUCAACGACGAGGGAAACAAGGUGAAGAUUAUCACCACAACCCGCAUCCGCAAGCUCGCCAACGCCCGCCUCAGCAAGCGUGCCGUGGAACGUCGCUCCUGGCCUAAGUUCGGGGACGCUGUCCAUGAGGAUGUCGGCAGCCGCCUUACCAUGGUUUCCACUGAAGAGAUUCUCCUUGAGCGUCCCCGUGCUCCAGGUACCAAACAAGAGGAGAGUAAGGUUGCUGGCGAUCCUUUAGCUCAAAUGGGGAAAGGAGGAGCUGUUCUCAUGGUUUGUAGGACCUGUGGUAAAAAGGGUGAUCACUGGACAUCAAGGUGCCCGUACAAAGAUCUUGCUCAACCAAGUGAGAGCAUCAAUGAUAGGCCCCCUUCGUCAGAAGCUACUGCUCCUGCAACUGGUGCUACAAAGGGAGCAUAUGUUCCUCCAAGUAUGAGAGGUGGUGGUGCUGAAAGGGUUGGUGGGACUGAUAUGAGACGUAGGAAUGAAGAGAACUCUGUUAGGGUCACCAACCUUUCAGAAGACACACGGGAGCCUGAUUUGCUUGAGCUAUUCCGUCCAUUUGGUAACGUGAGCCGAGUUUAUGUUGCUGUUGAUCAGAAGACUGGCAUGAGCAGAGGUUUCGGUUUUGUCAACUUUGUGAACAGGGAAGAUGCUGAAAGGGCUAUUAACAAACUAAAUGGAUAUGGGUAUGACAAUCUCAUCCUCAGAGUUGAAUGGGCCGCUCCUAGGUCAAACUAG
This is a messenger RNA of Fraxinus pennsylvanica, 885 nucleotides long. The record is from the annotation of a GenBank genome assembly. Lineage: Eukaryota; Viridiplantae; Streptophyta; Magnoliopsida; Lamiales; Oleaceae.